AUGAUUUUCAAUAUUUUCUAUUAACUUUUGUUAAUCCAAUUAUGUAUAAUAAGGGGUUCAGAAAUUUCCAAAAGAUGCGUUUGUGGGCAUGUUCAAAAUUAAAAAGACUGCAAAAACUCUGGGUUUUGCAUCUGGUAGAGUGAUUAGUGUAUUUUAAAUCCAAAUCAAUCAUACAAUUCAGAGGUUAAUAAUUAGAAUCACUGCAAAAGCUAUGCGUAAGAAGAUUGUAGAGAAUAAGAAUAAUGCGGUUUUUACUUUGGUUUAUGUAUUGAUUUCGUAGACUGCAGUAAUUUUGAUAAAGGUAAUUGUUAAGAAUCGUCAUAUAAAUGUGUUUCUGAUGGUCAAAAGUGCGUGGAAAUGAAAGAUUGUAGUGAUUAUAAAACGUAGCAUGCAUGUGCGAAUAAAAAUAAGCAUGGUAAGUACUGUGUUUGGAUUGGAGAAUUAGAGAAAAAAUGUAGAAAUGUCACAACGUGUGAGGAAUUGCCUCUAUAUUUAGCCAAUCAUACCGCGUGUAAAUCAGGUCUUGACGGAUGUACAAUAAGGGAGAAUGGCAGUGGAUGUAUAGAGUAAAUGGAGUCUUGUACAUAAUAUAUUAAUAAUUUUUAAUGUAUUGAAAGUAGAUAAAAACAAAAUAGUUGUUUUUGGAAUUCAAAAAAUAACAAUUGUGUUGAAAAAGCAUGUGAAAAUCUUCCAUUUACUUAUGAUUAUGAAUGUAAGUUAUAUUUAGGUGAAUGUACAACAAAUGGAGUUCAUUGUGUAAUGAGGAAGUAGUGUAGUGAUGCUUAGAACAAAUUGGGUUGUGUGACGGAUGCUUAGGGUAAAAAAUGUGAAUAUCAUUAAAAUCAAUGUAAAAUCAAGAGCUGCAGUACUGCUCCAGAAUCACUAACUAAUUAUAGAUAAUGCCAAGAUUAUGACAAUCUAUUAGAUUGUGUUNAAAAUUUUUUUUAUAAAAUGCAUCGAUCUUCCAUUUUGAUUGAAGAUUGA
Paramecium octaurelia is the source of this 984-nucleotide messenger RNA. Lineage: Eukaryota; Ciliophora; Oligohymenophorea; Peniculida; Parameciidae. The record is from the annotation of a GenBank genome assembly.